Messenger RNA from Silurus meridionalis, 2715 nucleotides. RefSeq lists its product as uncharacterized. The record is from RefSeq and is a predicted model, not a curated record. Lineage: Eukaryota; Metazoa; Chordata; Actinopteri; Siluriformes; Siluridae. Bases 1428 to 2075 code for a protein of 215 amino acids. The transcript has 11 exons.
AAAAAGCCUAUAAUAUGCUGUGGAAAGAAGGGCUCUUGAUGAAACUGGAAAGCUUGAAAAUUGACGGAAGGACGUAUAACUGGAUUAUGAGUUUUUUAUUUGGCAGAACAAUUCAAGUAGCGACUGCUUUAUCUCAGAUCCUUCCAAUUGAGAAUGGAACUCCCCAGGGACGUGUGAGCAGCCCGAUUCUUUUUAAUUUAAAGAUUAACGAUAUCUAUUAUACUGUAGAUUCUGGAAUAGGAAGGUCAUUGUAUGCUGAUGAUGGAGCACUAUGGAAAUGGAGAGUUGGGCAAAUUUUCUGUGGCCAAAGCGCAAGUGGUGUGUUUUUCGACAGGGAAGAAUAAUCGAAGCUUGAAUAUUGAAAUGUAUGGGUAAGUUGGAACAAGUAAAUGUAGUAAGGUUUUUGGGUAUGUGGAUGGAUUCUAAAUUAAAUUUUAGAGUACAUAUUCAGAAAUUGAUAGAAAAAUGCAAAAGAAAGGAAUAAAUGUGUUAAGGUGCUUGUCAGGAAUAGAAUGGGGGGCAACUUGUCAGUCCUUGAAAAUAAUUUAUUGUGCUGUGAUUAGGUCAAACAUUGACUAUGGAUGUCUAAUAUACAGUUCUGCGAGCAAAAACAUUACUUAAGAAGAUUUAGGUAAUACAAAAUCAGGCUUUGUGAAAUUUGCUGUGGUGCAUUUAGAUCAUCCCAGAUAGCCUCACUACAAGUUGAAAUGGGAUAAUUGCCCCUAGGCAAUUAGGAUCAAGUGUCAAGUGUCAGUUUUUGCUACCGAACUUUUAGCUAUCAAACUAGCUCUACAGUGGAUUGAAGAAGUCCAACCAGAAAGAACUGUGAUUUGUAGUAAUUCAAUGGCUGCUCUCACUAGUCUAAAAAGUGGACAAGAUUGGGAAAUAGAAAGAAGGAUGUCAUUAUCUCAAGAUUAAGAAUUGGACAGCAUUAAACCAAAGUCUGUUUAGAAAAGGUAAGCAUGAAUCAGAAGGUGUUGGGAAUGAGAAACAGUAAGGCAUAUUCUUGAUGAGUGUCCUGCAUAUGAAAGGGACAGAUUUCAAGUAAUUCAGGAAUUAGGGUGGACAGGAGUGGGCAAUAUUUCUCUAAAGGUACUGUUGGGAAGCGAGUAUGGGCAAUCGAGAAUUCAAGAAUUCUUAUUUAAAUACCUACAAGACACUAAAACAAUAAACAGAAUUUAGGUUUUAUUAAUUUCCCUUUUUUCCUCUUCUUCAAAAUCUAUGUUCGCUCCACACUCCAGAUCAGUAGGUGGCGCCAAUGCACUUUUCCGUUGGUCUGACAAACUGCCAUAAAACACCAGAAGAAGAAAUAAGGAAGUGGAUAAAAUCGGUGUUUGUUGGAUUUGGUUCUUUGAUCAUAUUUUUAUUUACCGACAUUUCAUUUUAAACAGUAGUUUGUGACUGCUGGGAAUAAUCUGAACAUCUGGAUGGAUUCUCUUGGGGCCUCUCUUGGUCGGGGACUGAGAAACUGCCUUCUCCUGGUGAAGAGUUUUUUACUCAAAUCAUUGGGAAUAUUCUCUCUCCUCUGCUGCCAAUUGGACCGAACAAAUGCUACUUCGGCUGUGAACCAGGAUGUAACUUUAUCCUGUAGAAAUAUAUCUACUACUGAUGGUUUCACCUACACUGUGAUGCCAAACGCACAGUCUGUUUUAGUCACGGGUAAAGACUGUGAACAAGGAUGGUACAAUGAGAACUUGGAGUUUUUGACAGAUGGACAGCAUGAUCCGAAUCAAACUAGGCACUCGCAGGUCGUUAACGAAGAUAUAAAUAAACUCACACUUUCAACAUGCAGCAAAAUUUACCAUCAAGUGACUUGUCAUGAAACGGGGGAAAGGUUAAACACCACUUACUAUGUGAACAACGACACCGACACCAACAGCUUAAUUAUGGAACAGAUGUCUCAUAAAACUAGAAACCAUAUCUGUAUCAUCAUUUUCCUAAUUGCUCUGGUGGUGAUGGUUGGAAUCCUGAUUAUCUGGUACAAAAGAAAUAGAAGGUCAUACAACAUGAAUGAGCAUCAAUCAAGCAGCGGGAAGAAAACUCAACCCAGAACAGUCAGCAUGACCAUGCUGUAGAUAUCUCAAUGCUGAACAAAGAGUUUGAGGUCGUAAUGAACCCCAGCCAAAUCUGUCAUGUGAACAGUGAAAGCUGUAAGAACGAUGACGUUACGAGCAACGCAGCUUAACCACUAAAUAAGAGCACGAUUACAGCACAGAAGUAUCACCCAGAGCAUUCCAAGAUCAACGCAUGACUGCAGUUUAGCUUCAGAAAUCUGCCUGCUUCUGCCUUUGCUAUAUUUGCACCUUCAUGCAGUUCCUUGAGAAAUUAUUCACAAAGUUGCAUUACAGCUUGGGUAUCAAAUGGAUUUUAUUUGCCAAUAAGUAAAAAAAAUAUUAAAACAGAAAUAUGCCACUACUGUCGAAGUAAAAAGACCAGGCUCCAUCAACUAAAGAUUACUGAUUAUGACCAGGUCUUAAUUCAACAUAAAAACAUGAAGAGGAGUUGAAUACUUUCUCAAGGUCCCUGCUUUGUACAUCACUUUUGCACAUUACUUUUAUAUUCAAAUAUUUAAUAUAUACACUAAAACAUUGUAUUUUAUAGUUGGGUAAAAUGUAUGUAGCUGACAUUUAUAUUUAGUAGCAAUAUUCUGGUGCAAAAUAUAUUAUAUGGAUGACUACCUAGAAUUUAUUUCUUAAACACAUUAACUCAUUUUUU